AUGCAGCUAAUGUCUGAAUUAUAUGGAUCUAGGCAACUAGUACCAUAUGAAGAUAAAGAUGUGCACAACUUCCGCUCAACACUACGUACAACUGAAAAGUAUAAAGAUAUGCAAGAAACGUUGGAAUAUUUUGAAGAAUUGAAGCAACAUGACCCAGAUUUUUUUUACAAGUUUAAGUUGGAAGAUGAUUACAGGCUUCAGAACCUAUUCUGGAUAGAUUGUGCAGCAAGGAGGGCGUAUGAAACAUAUCGUGAGUGUGUAUCUUUUGAUACAACAUAUAUGACAAACAUGUAUGAUAUGCCCUUUGCACCCUUCAUUGGGAUAAACAGACAUGGUCAAUCAUUCCAGCUAGGUUGUGCGUUCCUAAGAGAUGAAAAGACACCAAGCUUUAUCUGGCUUUUUCAAACAUUCUUGGAAGCAAUGAAAGAGAAAGCUCCAUUGAAUAUUAUUACUGAUCAAGAUGGUGCUAUGAGAAGUGCAAUUGAACAUGUGUUCCCACUUGCAAAUCAUAGGAACUGUCGAUGGCACAUAAUGAAUAAAGCAGCGGGUACUGUAGGUCCUUUACUUAAGGAAGAUAAAGAGUUGCAGGAUGAAUUCAAGGACUGUAUAAACUACAGUGUCAUGCCAAAAGAGUUUGAGGCAAAGUGGCAAGCUAUGAUUCAAAAGCAUGGGUUGCAGGACAACAAGCAUUUUGGGAAUUUCCCAAACUUAUCAAUACUGGACUUUGUCAAGCAAUACCAGAAGAUUCAAGAUAAGUGGCUUGUUGCUCAAGAUGGGCAGGACUUCAAAACCGAUGAUAAGACUCGAAACACAUGGUCGAAGAACCCUAUUGAGAAGCAUGCCUCAACUGUGUACACGAAGAACAUAUUCUAUAGAUUCUCAAAAGAAUUUGAAAAGAUCGAAGAGUAUUUUGUGCAGCAUAUAGGUGACUACCAGUUCAGGCUUGUGCCAAAUGACAAGUUUGUUGAUGGCUAUGGCGCUAGGUCAUAUGAUGUGACAGCAAUUGAAGAAGAAGAAAGCUACUAUUGCGAGUGCAGCAAGUUUGAUAGGGAUGGCAUAAUUUGCUGUCACAUCAUCAAGGUUAUGAGCAGAUUUGGUGUCAAGAAGCUGCCUGACCGAUACAUAAUGGGAAGGUGGAAGCAACAAGAAAUGACUAACCAAAAGACAAUAAGAAUCAGCAAUCUUGCCUCCACGCUCACAAAGUUUGCUCGCGAGGGAUCAAACUCAGAAGAUGCUUAUGAAAUUGUUACAAAGCACAUUGGAAUGAUGCGAUCUAAACUUGAAGAUCUAAAGAAGAAGAAGAAGAAAAGGACACGGUGUAAUGAGAUAUCAGCUAAUACUUCUGCUGGUGCUCUCAAUAAUCCCAGCACUCCUCAUGCUACAAAUGCCCAUAUGACUGCAGCUUCUGCACCUUUAACUACUACAACUUCAGUUGCUGCAUCCACAACUGCUAUGUCUAGUCAUACUGGACUUGGGACUAUUGGAACAAAUCUACAGGAUCCUACUAUUCCUAGUAAUUCAAGAAAAGUAAAGAAUCCUCCAAGAUCAGUUGUCAAAGGGAGAAAAAAGUCAAAAAGGCUAUCUAAUGGAAUGAAUGCACAACCAAAGAGGAGGAACCAGUGCAGCAUUUUUCACUCUGAUAAGCACACAGCUCCCAAGUGUCCGAAUAAAAUAGAAAAAAGAGUUCUAAAUGCAGAAAUGUAG
Messenger RNA from Phragmites australis (common reed), 1704 nucleotides. RefSeq names its product protein FAR1-RELATED SEQUENCE 5-like. The coding region runs from base 1 to 1704 and encodes 567 amino acids. The record is from RefSeq and is a predicted model, not a curated record. Gene Ontology annotation, biological process: regulation of DNA-templated transcription. NCBI's taxonomy places the organism in Eukaryota, Viridiplantae, Streptophyta, Magnoliopsida, Poales, Poaceae. Gene Ontology annotation, molecular function: zinc ion binding. The transcript has 3 exons.